GUGAAAUCUUGGUUUAUUAGCUUCAUUAAGUGGGGCUUUAUGAAGGCAGACAAGAUUUUCCGCCGCCGAUACCUCGUCAUCAUUGUCACAGCAGCCGGCGGUAUUUAUUAUAUUCGGGAAAAUGCUUACCCUCUUACUGCAGUUGAAACGAUGGCAGCCUUAUCUGAGAGGUACCGAGAAAUUGACCCCUUUCUUUACUUUAGCUUGGAAGGAUGCCGCUAUUUUCUAUACUACUACUUUGUCUGCGCUGAAUAUUUCUUCCCUGCCAAGUAUGAGUAUAACAUCAUGAAUGACCCAGUGGCCCAAUUCUUUGCUGCUUGGGUUGGAGGUACCAUUGCUGUUACUUAUCUAAUCGGAAAGAUCUUUGACUUAGUCAUGCAGACGGGGGGAGAUGUGCAGAAGAAGAAGGACGAUGGGCAAGAUAACGCAAGGUAAUUGGCUUGGUAUGACGAAUAGGCAUAGGACCUUUGGUGGGAUUGGUCUUUGGCGAUUUUACCGAUGAUGUUUCAACGGAACAUGUUUUUGCUUUUUUUCUUUUGCUUUUAGAGAUGCUGGAUGGGUUUGCGGGUGACGGAUAGAUUAGGUGUUGGUGUUUUGCUUAUGUUGGAGUUUAGUUUACUAUCUAUAGACUGCUUUGAUACCUUUAAAUAUCGCAUUGAAUUAAUUGUCUUUACUACUCUUUCUUCUUCCUUUAGAUAUAUAUCAAUAACGAGCAGAG
Fusarium redolens is the source of this 718-nucleotide messenger RNA. RefSeq lists its product as uncharacterized. NCBI's taxonomy places the organism in Eukaryota, Fungi, Ascomycota, Sordariomycetes, Hypocreales, Nectriaceae. The transcript has a single exon. The coding region runs from base 40 to 435 and encodes 131 amino acids. The record is from RefSeq and is a predicted model, not a curated record.